Messenger RNA from Panicum hallii, 2398 nucleotides. Its product is annotated as calcium-dependent protein kinase 5. Gene Ontology annotation, molecular function: calcium ion binding; calcium-dependent protein serine/threonine kinase activity; calmodulin binding. The coding region runs from base 357 to 2051 and encodes 564 amino acids. Gene Ontology annotation, biological process: peptidyl-serine phosphorylation; intracellular signal transduction; protein autophosphorylation. The record is from RefSeq and is a predicted model, not a curated record. NCBI's taxonomy places the organism in Eukaryota, Viridiplantae, Streptophyta, Magnoliopsida, Poales, Poaceae. Gene Ontology annotation, cellular component: nucleus; cytoplasm. The transcript has 7 exons.
GAGCAGCGCCAGCCAGAGGAGACGCAGCGCGACCGCAGCAAAGCAGCCUUCGCUUCGCUUUCCUCGCGGCGUGACCGCGAAGUCGCCGUGAACCCUCCUCCCCCUCCCUCCCCUCCAUCCAGGCCUCCAGCGCUCAAGCCCCGCCGUGCUCUCUUAUCCCCCGUGAGCCCCGACAUCCAGGCCCCGCCGCCAAUCCGCACCCGAGGCGCUCGCCCCUUCCCGCACCUCCGAUUCCGCCUCCGUUCGCCCGCCGCCCGCCCGCGCGUCUCGUUUCCGCGCCGCGGCCUCCUCGCCUGGACACCGGAGGAGGCCGUGAGGUACAUGCGCGAGGGGUCGCCGCGCCCGCGCCCGGGGUGAUGGGCAACACGUGCGGCGUCACGCUGAGAUCCAAGUACUUCGCCAGCUUCCGCGGCGGCGCGUCGCAGCGGCAUGACGCGGCGGGGUACGCCCCCGUCGCCACCUCCGCCGCGGCGGCCGGUGACCCCGCGCCGCACGGGAACGGGAAGCGGGCCGCGCGCCCUGCCGAGGCGGGGCCGGGGGCGGCGGCGGACGGGUCCGCGCCGCCCCCCGCACCGGGCAUGCGGCGCGGGGCGCCGGCCCCCGCGGAGCUCACGGCCAACGUGCUCGGCCACCCGACCCCGAGCCUCCGGGACCACUACGCGCUGGGCCGCAAGCUCGGCCAGGGCCAGUUCGGCACCACCUACCUCUGCACGGACCUCGCCACGGGCGUGGACUACGCCUGCAAGUCCAUCGCCAAGCGGAAGCUCAUCACCAAGGAGGACGUCGAGGACGUGCGCCGCGAGAUCCAGAUUAUGCACCACCUCGCGGGGCACCGGAACGUCGUCGCCAUCAAGGGCGCGUACGAGGACCAGCAGUACGUCCACAUCGUCAUGGAGCUCUGCGCGGGCGGGGAGCUCUUCGACCGCAUCAUUCAGCGAGGGCAUUACAGCGAGCGCAAGGCGGCGGAGCUUACGCGCAUCAUCGUUGGUGUCGUCGAGGCGUGUCACUCGCUCGGGGUCAUGCACAGGGAUCUAAAGCCCGAGAACUUCUUGCUGGCCAACAAGGAUGACGACAUGUCCCUCAAGGCUAUCGACUUCGGCCUCUCGGUUUUCUUCAAGCCUGGUCAAAUUUUUACCGAUGUUGUGGGGAGCCCUUACUAUGUAGCUCCAGAAGUGCUGCGCAAACGUUAUGGACCAGAAGCUGAUGUGUGGACAGCUGGAGUAAUUCUUUACAUACUGCUAAGUGGCGUACCACCAUUUUGGGCAGAGACACAGCAAGGAAUAUUUGAUGCUGUUUUAAAAGGUGUAAUUGAUUUUGAUUCGGAUCCCUGGCCUGUAAUAUCUGAGAGUGCAAAGGAUCUUAUAAGAAGAAUGUUGAAUCCUCGCCCAGCAGAGCGCCUGACAGCACAUGAAGUUCUAUGUCAUCCGUGGAUUUGUGACCGUGGAGUUGCUCCUGACCGGCCUCUUGAUCCAGCUGUCCUCUCGCGCAUUAAACAGUUCUCAGCAAUGAAUAAGCUGAAGAAGAUGGCUUUGCAGGUAAUUGCUGAGAGCCUUUCGGAGGAGGAGAUUGCGGGGCUGAAGGAAAUGUUCAUGGCAAUGGACACAGAUAAUAGUGGUGCAAUUACAUAUGAUGAACUGAAAGAAGGAUUGAGAAAAUAUGGUUCCACACUAAAGGAUACUGAAAUUCGUGAUCUCAUGGAGGCGGCUGAUAUAGACAACAGUGGGACCAUUGAUUAUAUAGAAUUCAUUGCUGCUACAUUGCACCUCAAUAAACUGGAACGCGAGGAGCAUCUAGUUGCAGCCUUUUCGUAUUUUGACAAAGAUGGCAGUGGUUACAUUACAGUGGAUGAGCUUCAGCAAGCUUGCAAAGAGCAUAACAUGCCAGCUGCUUUUCUUGAUGACGUCAUUAAAGAAGCUGACCAGGAUAAUGAUGGCCGCAUUGAUUAUGGGGAAUUUGUUGCCAUGAUGACAAAGGGCAAUAUGGGAGUUGGGAGAAGAACAAUGAGAAACAGCUUGAACAUAAGCAUGAGAGACGCGCCUGGUGCCCUCUGAAGUCUGAAGAGAACAUCCAAGAAGUGCAGGCUGCGGCCUUUGGAGAGCUUCCAAUUCGACACGGACUCUGCCUACAAAUUUUUUAUUGCUAUUUGUUGUAGCAUUGUAGGUGUGUGUGUGUUUCAGGAAUUCAGGGUGCUGUAGGGUUACUCCUGUUAUUACCUCUGUGAAAUGUGUGAAAAAUUACCACGCAUUAGUUGGGUUGCAAAGCCUUUUCCCUUCCACUAAUCGCGAGUCGUCGUCAUCUGGAGCAGGUCCAUAACAUAACACCAAAAGAUGUCUACCUGUAACCGUGGAUAUUUGAAAUCCUGAUAUGAAAAGGAGGAAUUUGCAAGCUGGUUUAUGCA